AUGCCCCGACCCGCUCCCCUCAUUGCGGAUUACGGCGAAGCACAGCGCCUGCUGCCGGACUUCGACCACUACCUCGACCCAAGCCGCGUCACGGUUGCGGGUCUCACCGGCCAGACGCACGUUGCGGCUUUGUGUGUACAGAAGGUCGCAGAGGCCGGGCAGAGGCAGCGGGAGCGAGGCGUCACGGACGGGACAGAGGUGUUUGCGUGGAGCGACCUUUCCCUCGUCUCGACCGGAGCGAACGGCGCCGCCUUGCUCCGUCAGUUCCUGCGUGUGGAGGCUGGGCUUCAUGAUGAGCCAGAGCACUCAGCGCUGAUGGAGGAAGCGUGGCUGCGCGCCAGCUGUCGGCCUUACUGGCAGCCGGUUGCGCUGCGCACCUGCUACGGACGUCCAACGAUACCCAUAUCCAGCGACAUCAACCAGUUGACGGAACAACUCGUUCGUUCUCGCCUCGCCGACGAGUUUCGCCCUCGCUCCGGCGUUCUCGAGCCGAUUGUGCGAGAGAACAGAUUGAGCCCCGCCUUUGUCUUGCCGUCGGUCGACGAGGAGCUAGACGGCAGGCUAGUUUGGUCCGAGCCAUUCAUCGCGCACUUCGUCAGAUUUCCGGGCGACUUCAUGCUUCGCCUGCCGAACAUCGGCCUCGUCGCAGUCGACGUCGCUCUGCCAUCAUCCGGCUUUGACAGAUCAGCCGAUGUCGUCGUUCGUGUCAAGGCACACACUCUCGCUGUCCUCAUGGCGUAUGAGGUCGAGGAGAUUUGGCGGGCGUUCGACACAGCCUUGCCAGCCAACGUCCGCGUGCGCUUCGCCUACACCUGCUUCAACAUGCUCAACCUCUUUCUCCUCUACGAUCUCUACAAGUCCAACCCAAACGAAUCGGUAUGCAGCCUGCACAACUUCGCCACCUAUGCGCAGCAUGCAGCCACAUCGUGGUUGGGCGCCGACGGGUAUCGUCGGAUGUACGACUGGAUCAUGCAGCACUUCGCGCCACGACAGUCUGGAUCUCGUUUCGGUCGUGAGCCUUUGGCGGAGACGGUCGUCAACCGGUGGACAACGUACAAGACUUUCCCGUCUCUCUCCAACGAGCGCCUGUCGGCAGCACACCGGGAGUCGCAUCGCCAAGAAGCUGCUGCUCUCCUGCGCGAUGUCUUUGCCCUUGUUCACACCCUGAUUGCCCGUCACCCGCCUGCCAACUCGACGUCCGCCCACCCGCACCGUCCCCAUCCUGCCUUUAUUCCUGGUGACCGUAAUGCCUAG
Rhodotorula toruloides NP11 is the source of this 1254-nucleotide messenger RNA. RefSeq lists its product as uncharacterized. Bases 1 to 1254 code for a protein of 417 amino acids. The transcript has 5 exons. The record is from RefSeq and is a predicted model, not a curated record. NCBI's taxonomy places the organism in Eukaryota, Fungi, Basidiomycota, Microbotryomycetes, Sporidiobolales, Sporidiobolaceae.